UCGGGCUAAAGUUUGGGUAGGCCACGGGCUUGUGCGUGCCUACGCCGGCCGCUGACUCCCUCUCCUCUAAGCUGUCCGUCCCCGCCGCCGAUCUUCGCUCGUCCUCCGGCGACCUAUGUCUGCGGCUGUGAUGCAGGCCACAGCGCCCGUAGAGCGCCGCGACUCCUCCAGCGGCGGAGCGGAGAUUGCGUACGUUAGCUACGGCGGUGAGCAGCACCUCCCACUGGUGAUGUCGCUGGUGGACGCGGAGCUCAGCGAACCCUACUCCAUCUUCACCUACCGCUACUUCGUCUACCUCUGGCCACAGCUCACCUUGCUCGCGUUUGAUGCCAAUGAUGGUAAGUGCGUGGGGACAGUGGUUUGCAAGAUGGGGGAGCACAGAGGCGCCUUCAGGGGGUACAUCGCCAUGCUCGUCGUCCUCAAGCCCUACCGAGGACGAGGAAUCGCAACUGAGCUGGUUACUAGAGCCAUUCGGGUAAUGAUGGAAUCUGGCUGUGAGGAGGUGACGCUUGAAGCAGAGGUUACAAACAAGGGUGCCCUCGCUCUGUAUGGCCGCCUAGGUUUUAUCCGAGCAAAGAGGCUGUACAGAUACUAUCUAAAUGGCGUGGAUGCUUUUCGCCUCAAAUUACUGUUUCCACGCCCCGAUCUUGGUCUAGAUCCAAUGAUGAUGCUUGGUGACGAGAGGGAUGGUCAACACAUGGAUUCCCCGUACUUGUGAUAAUACCCUGAUCAAAAGCGGAAGAUGGAAAUCAAGCUGUUAUUUUUGUUGUGUUCUUUUUCCUGUUUGAUGCUUUCAUGUCUUCAUUACAUGCAGUAGCUAUUUUCUUUUUUGAGAAACAAGUGGUUUUCGGCACUGCUGCUUCUGGUAAUUUUGAAACCCUGAAGAGGGCAUUAGAAGUUCCAAACAUAUCUGAAUAUCUUUUCACGUGUAAACGUGAGAGUACCCUCUUGACGAAAAGUCUCAUGGAACAAUAUCGUCAUGGAUAUUUUUGUAA
This is a messenger RNA of Aegilops tauschii subsp. strangulata, 995 nucleotides long. Its product is annotated as N-alpha-acetyltransferase MAK3. Gene Ontology annotation, biological process: N-terminal peptidyl-methionine acetylation. The record is from RefSeq and is a predicted model, not a curated record. Gene Ontology annotation, molecular function: protein-N-terminal amino-acid acetyltransferase activity. Lineage: Eukaryota; Viridiplantae; Streptophyta; Magnoliopsida; Poales; Poaceae. Gene Ontology annotation, cellular component: NatC complex.